Molecule: messenger RNA, 2302 nt
Organism: Exaiptasia diaphana
Lineage: Eukaryota; Metazoa; Cnidaria; Anthozoa; Actiniaria; Aiptasiidae
Product: FAD-dependent oxidoreductase domain-containing protein 2
Exons: 23
Coding region: 148-2034 (628 amino acids)
Molecular function (GO): monooxygenase activity; flavin adenine dinucleotide binding
Source: RefSeq, a predicted model, not a curated record
AAAUAAUUGCAUGAUAAACGUGUAGUGUUCGGCAAAGCAGGAUACGUAACCAUUYAGAACGAAUCAGGAACAGAUUUGUGAUUUUACUCUGGGUUAUUUUACCUAUACCGUCAUAGAUUUCAAGUCUUUCAGCUUGGACGAGUACAGAUGUCKACCGCAAACUUUGUUUUGAUAAUCUUUGAAUUUCUUUUCUUCAUUUGGUGUUUUGUCGAUCAUGUCGUACCGCAAAUUCACCAAAAUUACUGCGUUGUCGGAGCAGGGCCAGGAGGUCUUCAGAUGGGAUUUUUCCUGCAGAAAGCGGGCAGAGACUAUAUUAUAUUUGAACGAAGUGGAGUGGCAGGUUCCUUUUAUGUUAAAUUCCCAAGACACAGAAAGCUAAUUUCUAUAAAUAAAAGGCAUACAGGUAAACCCAACAAGGAGUUCAAUUUACGGCAUGACUGGAACUCCCUGAUCAGUGAUGAUGAGUCUCUGUUGGUGAAGCAUUAUUCAAAGGAGUUUUUCCCCAAAGCUGAUGACUAUGUAAGAUAUCUCAAUGACUUUGCAAAGAAACUUGAGCUCAAAGUACAAUACAACACUGAUAUCAAACACAUCUCUAAACAAGAAGAUGGACAGUUUUACUUGAAAGAUAGCAAUGGCACAGAGUACAGUUGCAAAUACCUUAUUAUGAGCACUGGAAUAGCAGUUGAAAAUAUUGGCAGGAAUUUCAAAGGGAUUGAAUAUACAGAGAAAUACAGUGAAAUAUCUACCAACCCUGAUGACUAUGAAGGUCAAAGUGUGCUUAUAGUUGGAAGAGGAAAUUCAGCAUUUGAGACUGCAGAUAGUAUCAUGGGAGCCACAAACCUUGUUCAUAUGAUAUCAAGAUCACGCAUUCGUAUGGCCUGGGAAACACACUAUGUGGGAGAUUUAAGAGCUAUUAAUAAUGGAAUUCUGGACACCUAUCAAUUGAAAUCAUUAGAUGCCUUACUUGAGGCACCAAUUGAACAACUUGCAGUAGUAAAGAAGGACAACAAGCUUUAUGUGGAUGCUUAUGAUGGUGAUGGUAGCAAUGCAAUUCCGACAAGAUUUAAGCAGAGUGGCCAACCUGACAAUUUUGCUAUUCGAGAGCCUUAUGAUAGAAUCAUACGCUGCCUGGGUUUUCAGUUUGAUUUUUCCAUUUUUGAUAAUGCAACAAAUCCUGGUCGAUGCCAAGGUACGCGGGUAAAGAAAUAUCCAAACAUCAAACCCAAUUAUGAAGCAAGCAAAGUUCCAAACAUGUACUUCUCUGGAACCAAUACUCAUUCCAUUGAUUUUAGGAAAUCAGCUGGUGGUUUCAUCCACGGGUUUCGAUACACAACUCGAGCCUUACAUUAUUUACUGGAAUGGAAGAACCAUGGGGUUGUAUGGCCUCAUGUUGUUGUCCCUUAUCUUGAUCUUAUGAACAUAAUUAUAAAAAGAAUCAAUGAAGCUUCGGACAUCUAUCAGAUGUUUGGUGUUCUUGGCGAUGUUGCUAUYUUGCGUGAUGAUGGUCAAGUUGCUUACUUCGAGUCCUUUCCCGUCAAACUUGUAAACGAAUUCCAAAAACACACAGGGUACCCAGAAGGACCAAUGAUUGUUCUCAACAUGGAAUACGGCAAAGACUUCUCUGGCGCUGGCAAAGACACCUUUAAGUCUGACAGAGCGACAGGCGAGCCAUCUGAAGCUCAUUUAUCAAAUUUUCUUCAUCCUGUGUUUUAUUUCUACCGAGAACCACCCAAAGAGAUGGAUAUCGAUGGAAAUAAGAUUAAUUUACCUCGUCCUGAUCGUAUUCAUCACAUUGUAGAAGACUUCAUCACCUUGUGGACUGCUCCAGAAUCUCACCUUCUGCCAUUGCGUCGCUUUUUUGAGUACGUUAAGAACCAGGAUCUCCGCCAUUUCUUUGCAAAAUCGUGCUUCAAGAUGAUGAUGACACACGAAACAAUCCCCGAAUCUUGUCAACUACAUUACUUACAAAAUCAAGGUCUUCCUGGAACUCAAAUGCUGUUCGAGGCUGCRCAGUCACUCACUGUCCAGUUGUAAUACAACGACCCGCCAUCAUAAUCCAUGGCCAAUCAAAUCCAACAAUAAUUAAUUAAUAAUUAAUUGUAGUAAUUGUGCAUUGUUGAUUUAAAUAACGGCUAGUACUCUUCAACAGUUGUUAAUUCAAUCGUGUAGUCGUACUGUUAUCUAAUAAAUUAUUUAACUCAAUAAUUUAAUUCCCGUGCUUAUCAUGCACUGUAUUAAGUUAACUGAAUUAUUUAAACAACCACUGUAUGUGUAAAAUAAAGCAUUCUUUUGUACUUCUGGA